Molecule: messenger RNA, 908 nt
Organism: Oncorhynchus mykiss (rainbow trout)
Lineage: Eukaryota; Metazoa; Chordata; Actinopteri; Salmoniformes; Salmonidae
Gene: lim2.3
Product: lens intrinsic membrane protein 2.3
Cellular component (GO): plasma membrane
Molecular function (GO): structural constituent of eye lens
Source: RefSeq, a predicted model, not a curated record
ACUCAUCCCAUGUGAUUGGUUGUGGCUCAGCAUGCUCUAUUGUGCCCCGGGGCCGUUUGUUCGCCUGGUUUCCGACACACAAACAAAACUUUCCUGUCAGCCUGGGCAAUAUUUGGCUCCGGAGUGCUUUGACAACCCCCUUGUAAUAUUGGAAUCUCUGACUUUUUCUCUAAAGGGAUAAUAAAGAAAAACAGAGAGAACAGAAGAGAGAGGACAGAAAAGAGAUGACAGAAGAGAGAGGACAGAAGAGAAACAGAUCAGUCAUGUCAGGUGUGCUUGGCAGGAUGUACAGCUUCAUGGGAGGUGGGUUGUUCUGCGCUGGAGUCGGGAACAUACUCCUUAUUAUCUCCACAGCAACCGAUUACUGGAUGCAGUACCGUCAAUCCAACAACUAUAUGCAUCAGGGCCUGUGGCGCUACUGUGUGCCUGGGAAAUGCAUGACACACACAGAUAGCAUUGCGUACUGGGAUGCCACCCGUGCCUUUAUGAUCCUCUCCCUGCUGGCCUGCUUCAUUGGCAUCGUGAUCGGCGUCAUGGCCUUCAUACGCUCCUCCUCCUUCAGUGGGUUUGACAAGACCUUUGCUGCCGGCAUCCUCUUCUUCAUCUCCUGCUUCUUUGUGCUGCUGGCGAUGGCUGUGUACACUGGGGUGACUGUGAAUUACUAUGGGAAACGAUACGGGAACUGGCGUUUCUCCUGGUCCUACAUCAUGGGUUGGGUAGCCGUGGUCCUCACCUUUUUCUCAGGCAUCUUCUACAUGUGUGCCUACAGGAUGCAUGAAUGCCCAAGAAACUCCAACUCACGCUGAUCUGACAAACACACAGUUCACACCUGGGUUUACACACCUAACUACGUAAUUUCCUGUUUACCUGACCACUAUUGAAUAAGCAUAAUAAAAGGAUAAAACCAA